CAUAAGUUAAUAACAUUAUCUGCAUAUCAUCCAAGUAAAAAACAUCAUCCUCCUCCAUUUCCCCUCUUGCCUCUCUUUGGACCGGGCCUACUAACCGCCGUCGACCGCCGUCGACCGCCGUCAACCUCCUCUAAAACUUUGUUUUACCAAAGUCCAAAGAUACUUCUGAAGCUUAUGAACUGCACAAUGAUUCAAGCUUCUAAUAUACUGGAAUUGUGGAGGCUUCCUUCAAACAAAUUGUUAUUUAGAAACUCCAAAUUUGUUAAAGCACCAUGUCUUCGACAAGUACCGCCUCGAGUUUUUGAACCUAUUUUGUGUUUCUGCAAAGAGAUUCAGACCACUACUACUGAAAAAAUUGUUGGGGCAAGCUACAUACCGGAUACAAAUUUAAGAAGGGAAAACAAAUUGCAGGACAAUGAAGCUGUGAAAAUUGAAAGUGUUGGUGCUUUCCAAAAGUUACCCAUGGUGAUGCCGUCUAUUGAUAUAAUCCAGUCAGCUUUGCGGAAAGCAAAGAAGGUUUCACCCACAAAGGGCAUCGCCAAUGCUGCAAAGCGAGAAAGAAACAAGGGUGCUAAGCAACUUGAUGCAUUAAUGAAGGAAUUGGCUGCUCCCCUUAGAUUGUAUACAGAGUGCUUCCCAAACAAAAAUUUACUACAUCCUUAUGAACGGUCCCUUAUCGAGUUGACUCUUGGAGAUGGGAAUUACGAAGAGGUUUUAGAGAGGGUAAACAACCUGCGGAAGAAAGUUACAUCGGUUGGCAAGGAGAAUGCUUCUCUUUGUGCCAAGUCAAUGACGAAGAAAGAGGCAGAAGAACGAUUGAAUGAGGGUAUGAAAAGACUAGAAGAUACUUUCAAUCGUGAAAGACAAGCCAUUGAUGAUUUACUGGAUAUUGCUAAGAUUUUACGAGCUAUGCCCGUGGUCGAUUUGGAAACUCCAACAUUGUCUCUUGUUGGAGCCCCUAAUGUUGGGAAAUCAUCUUUAGUUCGAAUUCUUUCAACAGGAAAGCCUGAGAUUUGUAAUUAUCCAUUUACAACCAGGGGAAUUUUAAUGGGUCAUAUUGCUGUGAAUUAUCAGCGAUUUCAGGUAACGGAUACUCCUGGGGUACUAAGGCGAUCAGAUGAUGAGAGGAACAAUUUGGAAAAGCUAACUCUAGCAGUCCUCACUCACUUACCAACAGCCGUACUUUAUGUGCAUGACCUAACGGGAGAAUGUGGAACUUCAGUGUCUGACCAGUUCACAACAUACACUGAAAUAAGACGGAGGUUCAGCAAUCAUCUUUGGCUUGAUGUUGUUUCCAAAUGUGAUCUGUUGCAUAAGUCUCCUUCUGCAUUCAUAACCGAAGACAUGGCUACCGAUCAUCACGAUUUGUCAAGAUAUAGAAUAUAUGGGCCUGAAGGAGCCAUCAGCGUAUCUGUAAAAAGUGGACUUGGUCUUGAUGAGCUAAAGCAAAAGGUUCAUACGUUGCUUCUCUCCCAGUCGACAAAAAUCAAAAGCCAGACACUAGAUCCGGAAUGUGCUGCAAUUCCUUCAUGAAAGUAUUAAUAUGAAUACUUGAAGAUAUUUUAGUACGAGUCUGGUGAAGAUUGAAGAUAUCUACCCUUUUCGGUAAGUAUGUAGUCUUACAAGUUACAACGUUUCAUUGGCAAUAUGAUAUCGAUGGAGGAAAUUUUGUCGAUGGGGCUGUUGAAACUAGAACUAUUUUCCUCCCGUCUUGCCCAUGAUGUGGUUGGUUCAAAAUUUCGACACUUUCGAAAAUGAUGGAAAGCUUGUAAUUGUUCUACUAUCUCCGUUCGAAAAUGUAUCCAUUCGUAUGAUUUUUGUAUCAAAGGGAAACAUAUCUUUUGAAGGAAGGGAGCAUGAAGAGAGUAUUGAUAUAUACAACUAAUGGAUUGAUUGAUAUUUGAUACUA
Amaranthus tricolor (Joseph's coat) is the source of this 1909-nucleotide messenger RNA. RefSeq lists its product as uncharacterized. Gene Ontology annotation, biological process: ribosomal large subunit biogenesis. Gene Ontology annotation, cellular component: nucleolus. The transcript has 15 exons. The coding region runs from base 175 to 1533 and encodes 452 amino acids. Gene Ontology annotation, molecular function: RNA binding; GTP binding; GTPase activity. Lineage: Eukaryota; Viridiplantae; Streptophyta; Magnoliopsida; Caryophyllales; Amaranthaceae. The record is from RefSeq and is a predicted model, not a curated record.